AUGGUGGCGGAGAAGAAAACAGAAGCCAUCUUUCUCCAUGGCAAGGCAGUCAAACUACUCCAGGCCCAGAUCAGAGUAGGAACGUACAAGGUCCCGAUAGAGGCCCAGAUGAAAUAUCUGGGCCUCGUCCUGGACAGCAUUUGGUACUUCAAAGAACACAUGAACCGCCUGGUCCCCCGACUCAAGGUAUUGUCAGCAUGCUUGGGCAGACUUAUGUCCAACAUCGGAGGACCGGGGCAAAGGGCUCGUCGCCUCCACGUGGGAGUUUUGAACUCAGUCGCGCUAUAUAGGGCGCCAAUAUGGGCUGAGGCCCUGGCCGUCAAUCACCGGAUGCGUGAGCAGUUGCGCAAGACGCACAAAAUACUGGCGGACAGGGUCAUCAGGGGAUACAAAACGAUAUCUCACGAGGCGGCGACGACUCUGGCGAGCAUGCCUCCCCUGGAGCUCCAGGCAUUGAUGUAUAGGAGAAUGUAUUUUGGGAAGAAGGAGCUUCAGGGGCGGAUAAAGGAAGACGAGGCGCUCGCCAGAGCCAUAAGAGAGAUGAAGCACCAAACUCGGCAAGCCCUCCUCCAUAGAUGGAAGAGGAUGUUGGCGCAUGCCAUUUACGGGAGGAGGGUCUUCGAGGCUGUCCAGCCCUGCCUACAUGAAUGGGUAGGCAGGGAUUUCGGGACCUUGACGUACAGGUUGACACAAGUACUCACCGGGCAUGGAUGCUUCGGUGAGUACAUGUGUCGCAUAGGGAAAGAGCCCACGGCGAAAUGUCACCAUUGUGACUAUGGCCACGACUCCGCGCAACACACAGUGCAAGACUGUCCAGCUUGGGUAGUGGAGCGCGGAGUCGUGGCCAGGGAGUUGGGUCAGGACCUCUCACUCCCAACAGCGGUGAGGUCUAUGUUGGAGAGUGAGAGGAACUGGGGAGUCUUCGCUUCAUUCUGCGAGGCGGUGAUGCUGCAGAAGGAGGCAGCGGAGAAAAUCCGCCGGCAG
Messenger RNA from Harpegnathos saltator (Jerdon's jumping ant), 984 nucleotides. RefSeq lists its product as uncharacterized. Lineage: Eukaryota; Metazoa; Arthropoda; Insecta; Hymenoptera; Formicidae. The record is from RefSeq and is a predicted model, not a curated record. The annotation marks the transcript as partial. The transcript has a single exon.